Molecule: messenger RNA, 849 nt
Organism: Pocillopora meandrina
Lineage: Eukaryota; Metazoa; Cnidaria; Anthozoa; Scleractinia; Pocilloporidae
Source: the annotation of a GenBank genome assembly
AUGUCCUUUUUUGUCUCAGUUUCAGGGAUGCAACCCGCAACAAGUGCCAACGCAAGCAGCUUAGAGAAGCGCUCCUCUUCCCGAUUUGAUUGUAGACGAGCAACAUUCUCCAGAGCCACCCUGCAUGACUAUCUCUAUAGGUAUAAUUGUAUUCCAAGAGGAUGGGAAUCAUUUUUCCAAAGCCGUAAUGUUGAACAAGAUGUACGCGAAAUUUCAGCUGCUCUUGCACGCGAUGCAAGACGGUAUACGAUACAGCCUGAACUGGCCAGUAUAUUUAACGCUUUCACUGUUACCCUCCGAGACGUAAAAGUUGUUAUUUUAGGUCAGGAUCCAACACCUCAGCCAAACCAAGCAACAGGCUUUGCCUUUAGUCUGGUGCCAGGUGUGGAUCCGUAUCAAGUUCCCGCUGUCUUUAACAUGCUCGUGGAGUUGGGGUGGGAAAGAUUCGACGUUGGUCUGUCAAACGGGGAUUUAACGCCAUGGGUUCGCCAAGGAGUCUUACUUCUCAAUGCAGCAUUAACUGUCCGACAAAGAUCCGCAGGGUCUCAUCAACAAGUAUGGGCCGCCUUCACGGAAUUAGUGAUUCGACAAAUCAGCGCCAGCGCUCGACCAACGGCAUUUCUUCUUUGGGGAUCUGCAGCGAGGGGUGCAGCUUCCUAUAUUAGUAGAAAUCAUUACAUCAAGUCCGGAGGGCACCCAAGCCAAAGGUCGACUUCAUCAGAGCCAUUCUAUGGAAGAAAUUACUUCCGCUGUGCAAAUCGGUUCCUGCGUCAGAAUGGACGUAGUGAGGUUGAUUGGCGGCUGCCUGAGAAUCGGCACUCAUCGGCGCCCGGAUGGGCGAGGUGUUAA